UUACGGUCCCUCGAAAACAUAACGAAAGCGAAAUGCAAUAGCCAUAACCUUUACUACUAUUAUCAAAUUUAUUAUUAUAAGUCAAAUAAAAAAAACUAUCCCACAAAAUUAUUUUUCUCUGUCUCUGAUUGGAUAAUCCAGUUCAUUUUCUGAUGGGGAAGGUGGCGGUGGCAGCUGCGGUGGUCUGCACGGCGGCAGUGUGUGCGGCGGCGGCACUGGUGGUGAGGCAGAGGAUGAAGAGCUCAGGGAGGUGGACUAAAGCUAUGGAAAUACUGAGGGAGUUUGAGGAGAAGUGUGGGACCCCUGUUGGAAAGUUAAGACAGGUGGCAGAUGCUAUGGCCGUUGAGAUGCAUGCUGGUCUUGCAUCAGACGGUGGUAGUAAACUUAAGAUGUUAAUCAGCUAUGUAGAUAAUCUUCCCACCGGCGAUGAGAAGGGGUUGUAUUAUGCCUUAGACCUUGGUGGCACAAAUUUUCGAGUUUUACGUGUAAUGUUGGGUGGGAAAGAAGACCGUGUGGUCAAACAAGAAUCUGUUGAAGUUUCCAUUCCUCCACACCUGAUGACUGAAUCUUCAAAUGCAUUAUUCGAUUUUAUUGCAGAAACACUUGCAAAAUUUGUUGCUACAGAAUCAGAAGGUUUACAUCCUUUGCCUGGUCAACAAAGGGAGCUCGGUUUUACUUUUUCAUUCCCUGUCAAGCAAACAUCAAUAGCAUCAGGAACUCUUUUAAAUUGGACAAAAGGCUUCUCCAUAGAAGAUGCGAUUGGGCAAGAUGUGGUAGGAGAGCUCACAAAAGCCAUGGAAAGAGUAGGUGUUGACAUGCGCGUUUCAGCUUUGGUUAAUGAUACAAUUGGGACGUUGGCUGGGGGCAGAUAUUACAACCAGGAUGUCAUUGCUGGUGUGAUAUUGGGUACGGGAACAAAUGCAGCUUAUGUAGAACGAGCACAAGCAAUUCCCAAGUGGCAUGGUGUUCUUCCUGAUUCAGGGGACAUGGUUAUUAACAUGGAGUGGGGUAACUUCAGGUCAUCGCACCUUCCAGUGACAGAAUUUGAUCAGGCUCUGGAUGCUGUUUCUCUGAACCCUGGAGAACAGAUUUUCGAAAAGAUUAUUUCUGGUAUGUAUUUGGGAGAGAUUGUACGCAGAGUUCUAUUGAAAAUGGCCGAGGAAGCUGCCUUCUUUGGUGAUGUUGUUCCACCAAAACUAGAGAUUCCGUUCAUCUUAAGGACUCCUACGACGUCAGCAAUGCAUCAUGAUACAUCUCCAGAUCUGAGAGUUGUUGGAAGCAAACUAAAGGAUGUCUUAGAGAUAUCCAAAACCUCCUUGAAAAUGAGGAAAGCUAUAGUUGAGCUAUGUGACAUUGUCGCAACUCGUGGAGCCCGUCUCUCUGCUGCCGGAAUUGUUGGCAUUCUCAAGAAAUUGGGAAGAGACACAGUAAAAGACGGGGAAAAGCAGAAAUCCGUAAUAGCAUUGGACGGUGGUUUAUUCGAGCACUACACUAAAUUUCGCACCAGCAUGGAGGGUGCUGUUAAGGAGUUGCUUGGAGAGGAAGUUUCUGAGAGCAUUGUCCUCGAGCUCUCAAAUGAUGGCUCCGGCAUCGGAGCAGCCCUUCUGGCAGCCUCUCACUCCCAAUAUCCGGCGGUUACGGAACAUGAAAACACGUCGGCAGAUGAAAAGUAGGAGGGCAUUCUCAAUUUUGUUAAUUAUUCAUUCCCCACGUUAUCAUGAGGUAAACCAAAAAAAUUGUAAUGUAUGGUCUUAGCUAGCUUAUGGUUGAGUGAUACAUCAAAUACUGUAAUUGCACCAAUUGUUUUAGUAUUGGUCCCAAGCCUAUAUUUUGUUUCAUUUUCUAGAGUUAGCAAAUAAAGUGGGGAAUGUAAACUAUUAUCUAAAACAUUUAUUAUUAAUGAUACCUUGACGACCAAGUCAUUAAGGCUUUCUUUUGUUGAAAA
Molecule: messenger RNA, 1945 nt
Organism: Mercurialis annua (annual mercury)
Lineage: Eukaryota; Viridiplantae; Streptophyta; Magnoliopsida; Malpighiales; Euphorbiaceae
Product: hexokinase-2-like
Exons: 9
Coding region: 153-1673 (506 amino acids)
Biological process (GO): intracellular glucose homeostasis; glycolytic process; glucose 6-phosphate metabolic process
Cellular component (GO): cytosol; mitochondrion
Molecular function (GO): glucokinase activity; ATP binding; fructokinase activity
Source: RefSeq, a predicted model, not a curated record